Molecule: messenger RNA, 2282 nt
Organism: Linum trigynum
Lineage: Eukaryota; Viridiplantae; Streptophyta; Magnoliopsida; Malpighiales; Linaceae
Source: the annotation of a GenBank genome assembly
CGUACCGUAUAACCCUAAUAGUUUAGUGACCAUUUAGACAUUUUUCACUCAACAAUUUUGCGCUUGGCGGCACCGCGAAAUUGAUAGAGAAUAGGCCAUUAGGGUUUUACCCACUCAGAAGAAGAAACAGAGAGUGAAGCGAAGAGAAGAGGGACAGAAAAUCAUGAAUGGCGGAGGAGACGCCCAGAACGGGCCAGCAAAGCAGCUGACGGCGGAAUCACUGCCCGUGUUCAACGAAGGCGUAUACUUGAUUCUCUCCCGGUGGUCGGCUCUUCAGCUCGCCAUCGAAGAAGAAUGGGCCGGCCGCCGCUCCCGCCAGUUGGCCGAUCAACUCGCUUCCGAUAUCGUGUCCUGGUUCACCCAACCCAAAGCCGAGCCGCUUUACAUUGAUGAUUUAGAGGACGUUCUCGACGAAGGGAUGAUUGCUCUCAAUUGCGAGAUUGAAGAUGGUAGCGUAGAGGAGGUGGCAGAGAAGUUGAUGAUUUUGCAUGAGGAAUGUUUGGAAGCUGAUUAUAGCUCUGUUGAGAAGUUGAGAAGAGCAGGGCCUGCAGCAGGAACUCAUCAACAUAUCAGACAGGCUGCUAAUGGUGAUGAAGACGACUCGUCGCAGGAUGAAAGUGAUGAAGGUGAUAUGAUGUCUGGAAGUAGGUCAAAUAUGGCAGUGGAUUCACCAGUUCCUCAGCCUAGGGCGAAUACGGAGAACAGUGCUAAUGGAGGUCAGAUGCAGGACGAUGGUUGGACGGUUGUUUCUUCCACUCGAAACAAAGGUAGAAGGAAUUAAAUCGAACAUCAUCAUGCAGCUCUCAUUGUAGAGUCAUGAAGUUGAGACGUGGCAGUCAUCCAUUGCAAUUAAACUAUUAUGUAGUUUGAUAGAGAACCAUAAGAAGUAGAUUGAGAGUUGCUAAGCUAUUGUGUAGUUCUCUGUUGCAUUUGUCUUUCGGAUUUGUGCCUUCUUUUCUCUGGUUAUAUAGAGAACCAAAGUCCAAAAGCGUGCAAAUUUUUGGUGGAUAAUUUCAAGUUUUACUUAUGAGCGGACACAAGCGAGUUCCAUCUUUUUGAUGUUGCAUCUGAUGAAACUCAUUGGAAUAUUAUGUUACCAUUAUUUCGACCCUAGUUCCAUUAAUAGAAGUACCCUGUUUCUUUUGAAUGUUUGUUUUGAGACCUCUCUAGUCUUCUGGAGUGGGCAUGCUUGAAUUUCACAGUAAGUUACUUCAUUUGUUGCUUUAUAUUUUUUCCUGGUAAUACCCGAUUCAAAUCCAGAAUAAUGGUGCAAACUUAUUAUGAGCAAAUGGAAAUAGGUAUGGUCCUCUUUGCUGCUCUUUUUCUUCAUCUCCAUUCUCCAGUUAUCGCUCCUCUGCUAUGGUUCUCCACAAUCUGUUAUUGGUAGAGCACACAAGGUAUCGCUCUUCGAGUUUACUGUUGAUGAGUUUCCGAUUGCUCAGAUGGGUGUCUGUCCCUUUGGUCUGGAUUGUGCAGAUUUGAGAAGGCAAGAAGAGCAAAGAUCAAUCAUUCAGCACAUAUAAUAAACAAUUGGGUAAUUCUCAAUCCAGUUGGCAUUUCUUUGUCGAAGUCUUUUAAUAGAUUAUCUUCACACAGUUAAAUUACUGUAUCAUAUGAGUUAAAAAAAAAUAACAAAUUAGUAUCUGGCAAAUGAUCAUUCGCCUGAAAUUUGAGCCUUUGAAUCCAUUGUCAUAUACUCUUCACAGUUCGCACCAUCCGAAUCCUUGUUUUCCUCGUCAAGACAAGUGAAGAUCAAUCUGCAAAUAUAAUAGCCAUUCAGUAAUUGUCAGUCCACUGUAAGCAUUUUUUGUCCAAGUCUUUUAAUUAGGAAAUCAUUAAUAUUUGCAAAUGAUCAUUUGCUGAAAGUUUCCGCCAGUUAUUCUGAAUCCCCAAGUCAUACGACUUGAAUCAUUGGAGCUCUAGAUCUUGUUUGGUUCUAGCUUUUUCUGAAUUUGCUGAGAUGGCUGUGAAUCCCUGUUGCUAUUCAAAUCCUCGGCAAGUAUUGGAGCAGAUUGUGGUCCUGUGGACUCUCAGUGGCGACCUUUGAGUAGCUCAAGGUCACUGUCUCUACCCAUUUAGGAUGUCAUUGUCAUUGUUUAAGGUCAGCUUGGUUGCUGUAGUUGAUUGAUUUUGCAGCCCAAAGAUGAGGAAGUUUUGGGAGGGUUCACACGAUGGGGGAACAAAAGUAUUAUUGUUUAUUGUUUGGUAAAUGGUCAUCAUCAUCCCGCUUCCAGGUUGCAUCAGGCGUCACAAUCAUGGGGAAAUAUAAUAUGCCUUGUGCG